Anopheles darlingi is the source of this 1746-nucleotide messenger RNA. RefSeq lists its product as uncharacterized. The record is from RefSeq and is a predicted model, not a curated record. The coding region runs from base 74 to 1237 and encodes 387 amino acids. Lineage: Eukaryota; Metazoa; Arthropoda; Insecta; Diptera; Culicidae. The transcript is spliced from 6 exons.
GAAUUCAAUAGUAUUAAGAUGGGUACUGCUGCUUGUGCUAUUCUCAGUCUUUGUUGGAGACCGUGGUGAUGACAUGGCACACAGCGCCCCAAUCAUCAAUACAACAGAAGAAAAAAUUGAACAACCUUCCGGCGUAAUUUGGAAUAUUACGUGCAAGGCUAACUACCCAAUUGUUUGGAAAGGUUAUGAUGCUCAUUUCAACUGGACACCACCCAAUGUCUCUAGUUCAUCCUUUCUAAGUGACAAGGAAACGAAAUAUGUUUCCAUUCUCAUCAUUUCCAAUACAUCAGCAGCAACGGUUGGCCGAUUUUAUUGCGUUAAAACAGAUAAGAUACAUGAACAUUUGGAUGAUAUGUUGACUGAGGGGUUCGCAUCCAGCUUCUACUUAUUUGUAUACGAUUACAAGCAGCCUCUUGUGCCGACGAAUGAGAAAGCGUAUUACACGACGCAUGAUAAAUUAGUUAUACCGUGUAAGCCUUCGUAUCCUGACAUAGAGGUGGAGCUAUGUAACAAGGAUGAAAAGUGCUUGACUGUUUCCGAUACAACAGAAGGAUUCAAGAUUCCGAAAACAUCAUCUAUCAUUUCUGAAGACGGAAUGCUGUAUUGUAAAUGCGACAAUGCAAGCUAUGCAGUUCAUAUUCUACCGACAGAAGCUUGGCUUGGACUCAUUGAUGAUCGCGAUAACAUUGCAGGACCAGAAGAGCGUAUCACACAUACAUGCAGUGUGUCUAUUGUCCCUGGCGAUAAAGUCAAGGUAUCAAUGAAUACCAAGCCAAACUAUCAGUCAACAGAUGAUGACGGCACAAUCCAAGUAGAAGCCUUGAAACCCGAGGUGCGCUAUCCAAUUGCAUUCAUUUUGAUAUCAGCCAUCCACCGUACGCCGCUCAACACCCGUGAAUGUGAUGUUAUAAACUUGCACUGCAAUGUAACAGGAAUGACAUAUUCAAAAUCGAAUUGGUACAAGAAUGGAGUAACUGUGGGAUCGGGAAAGCAAACUACCAACUUUCCCGAGGAUCGAACGGAUCUAUCAUUUGAGGGAUUCGUGCGACGCGAUGAUCCUGUGUUUGGAGAGUAUGAGUGUAAAAUGGAGAAGCCAGACGAAGCUGCGAAAAAUAUCCCUCAGAUAGCAAAUUCUAUCAUUGUUGCGAUUAUUCUACUCAUAAUAGCGGCUUUAUGUGUUUGUGUUCUAAAAAAUAGACUGAGAGUGAAUGGAUAUACUACAGUGUCCAAAAAAUAAGGUUACAUUAGAUUUAAUUUUAAAAAUUCCUUAAAUUUUCCACCAAACCAAUUUUAUUGCCUUCAAAGUAAUCCCUUCCAGACACAAUGCACUUAUGCUGACGAAUUUUCCAGUUUUCAAAACACAUGAAAAAGUUGAUUUUAGGGAUAGCCUUCAGCUCCUUCUUUGCAGUCACUUGAACCUGCACUAUUGUGUCAAAACAGUGUCCACGGUACGAAAAUUUAGGUUUGUCGAAUAGGCAGAAGCCACAUGACGUGAAAUCAGGAUAAUACAGUGGUUGCAGAACGAUAUGAGUGUAGUUUUUGACGAAAAAGUCACGGAGUAUCAACGCAGUGUGAGAUGGUGCAUUAUCGUGCCAAGGGCGAUCGACAUCAAAACGUUGCCGACCUUCCUGGGAGUCUUUGCAUCACUUGAUUUUUUUGAGAUAGAAUCGUCACUAAAAGUUUACUGUACCAUUUGUACCAACAAAUUUCUUUAAUGCAAAUUAUUUGCUUUAAAAGCUACGACAU